AUGGUGGCGGCCGACGAAGAGAAGGACGAGGAAGCGGAGGGGGAUGCCGAGGAGGAAGAGGAGGGGCAUGCCGAGGAGGAAAAGGAGGGGGAUGCCGAGGAGGAAGAGGAGGGGGAUGCCGAGGUGGAAGAGGAGGGGGAUGCGGAGAAGGAAGAGGGUGAUUUGGAGGAGGGGAGCGGUGACGACUCCGAGGAGGAGGUGUACAUUGGUGACGGAGAGGAGGCGGAGGACGACAACGCUGAGGACUACGACAACUUGGAAGAGGAAGGGAUGGAGGAUACAGGGGGAGAUGGGGGGGAGAGAGCUAAAAAGAGGAGGCGGGAUGGAAAUGGGAAGGGUAAGAAGGCAGCAGGCGGUCGAGGUGGUGGGGGGGAAAGGGGGCGGCCAGGGGAAAGGGGGUGGGCGAGGGAGAGUGAGGGGGGGUGGACUCACAUGCAAGGGCAGCACCUCAACCACUGGAUCAUAUGGUUGCGGAAGUUCCAUGGUGGGGAGGUGGGCCAAAACGACCACUUCCCUGAGGGGGGGUAUGGGAUUGACGACGAGGUUCUGGACGGGGGCGUGAAAUGGGUAGGCCCAGACACUUGGUCAGCGCCGCCCACUGAGGGGGUGCCAGCGAGGAAGGGGCAGCAGCUGAUCACGCAAACCUACCCCAAGUGCUUCGACAAGGACCAUCUGCAACAGGCCAUAUGCGAGUGCGUGGUCGCCACUGACCAGGCAUUCACUGUGGUGGAGCACCCGACGUGUGCCGUGGAGAAAGUGAUUCCCUCGCGCUCCACCCUAGCCCGCCAAAUCAUCCGCCUGGCAGGGCUGGCAAGGAUCAAGCUCAUGGAGAUGCUUGCUGCUGAUGGGGUAGGGGCUGUUGCACUUAUGCAUUACAUAUGGACCGGUGAGAAUCACCGGUCGUAUAUAUCAGUGACAAGUCACUGCGUGAAUGAGAAGUUUGAGCUCAUGCAGAUAACCCUCGACUUCUGCGCUAUGCCCGGCAAGCACAUUAGCGCGAGGAUCAUCGAGGUGCUGCUCGAUGUGGUGAAGGAGUGGAACUUGGAGAAGCAGUGCAUUGCUGUGACAUCCAACAACGCGUCGGCCAAUAUCGCAGCGAUGGAGUUCCUUUGCCGUGGGGGGCCAACCGACUGUCAGCCGCCCUUGUUCUUCUCCGGGAUGCACGUCAGAUGCAUGGGCCACAUUUGCGACCUAGCAAUCCAGCUAGGGCUGAAGAAAGUGCUCGAUAUCAAGAAGCCGCUAGGGAUCGUUAGAGACCUAGCCUCCUUCAUUGGGUUAUCGCCGAACUACCCUGUUCGAGAAGAUCCAGAAGCGUGCUGA
Molecule: messenger RNA, 1320 nt
Organism: Closterium sp. NIES-65
Lineage: Eukaryota; Viridiplantae; Streptophyta; Zygnematophyceae; Desmidiales; Closteriaceae
Source: the annotation of a GenBank genome assembly